Messenger RNA from Branchiostoma belcheri (Belcher's lancelet), 3750 nucleotides. RefSeq lists its product as uncharacterized. The transcript is spliced from 5 exons. Bases 103 to 3591 code for a protein of 1162 amino acids. The record is from RefSeq and is a predicted model, not a curated record. NCBI's taxonomy places the organism in Eukaryota, Metazoa, Chordata, Leptocardii, Amphioxiformes, Branchiostomatidae. Gene Ontology annotation, molecular function: protein binding.
UGUGCUUGUUCAAUUCAGGUGCAUACGUAAAGCUAGCAUAGAGACCGGACAUAUGUAAGACAAAGAAUUUUAGAGACAUUUUUAGCAUAGCAAGUGUCAGUCAUGUUGCGGGUGUGUGAGAAACUCCGUGAGGCGGACGAGAGGGGCAGGAGGUACGGACUAGCCCGUGCGGAGACAGGCUACCUCCGUGCCCUGGUGGACGCCAUGGCCGACACGGACAGGCUGGCGGAAGUGGAGCUGCUCAAAACUCUGGGCGACAUGAACUCGGAGAAGGGAAGACUCGGGAAGGAAGCGAGGAAAUUCAACACAGCCUUGGCGCUUUAUCUGGCUGCUAUGGUACGGUGUUACCAUGAAGAACAGGCAGAUGGUAUAGAACACCGCUACCACUACACGGAGAGGCUUUUACAAGGGGUGUCGUCACAGGGUAAGGAACAGCCAACGGAAGACAAGGAGACGACUACACCUGCAAAGGUAGCGGAAAAGUUCCAAGAUCUGGACAAGAGGCGGGCUACCGAAGGUAACACGGACUCUUUGUUGGUUGGAUACGCACAGGUGUUGGUAGAGGCGAUAGAAAAAGACAACGACAUAUUAGAAACAGAAGCGAUCAAGAGUCUGGGUGACGUGUACUUAAAAAGAGGAACAGAAACUGGAGACACUAGCAACUUGACCAGAGCUACUGCUCUGUACAACAGGGCACUGGCGCGGUGUCACAACGUUCAUGGAGCAGUUGUCAUUGUUCACCGCUUACUGCACACAGCAAAAAUCAGACAAGACAUGAUCACCACAAGAAACAAGAGGCCAACGCAUAAGCAACGACAAGACGUGAGAGGACGGAAGAGCCACUUCUCUCCCUUCUCAGCUGCGCCCUCUAGCGACGGAACCACCUGUCAAGUUGACGAUAUAUCCUACCGCAGAUACAUUCAGACGGCAGAAAGUGAUGUAAGAAAUGGAGACCUGGACGCAGCAGAGCAGAACUUUGCAGCCGCACUGAAGCUUGUUCACGAUCACGAUAAGCCCAACAAGGCUAAAGAAGCCGACUGUCUGUGCAGGUUGGGUGACGUCUACGUCGAGCAAGGUAAGCGGACAGGAGAAGGUAGGAAAUUCACACAGGCGGCAGCUCUGUAUAACGCCUCCAUGGCUAGAACAGAUGGAGACAAACAGAACAUGAUCACAAGACUGCAAGAAACAGAAAGGCAGUUCCUUAGAAACACCUGUAACCUUGACUGUGAACCGUGCCCGUAUAGCAGCGCGUUAGAUCACAGAAAGGAACUGGACAACUCGCGCGCCCGUGCAAAAUCUCAGCUCGAAACAAUUCAUCAGGAACACAACCCUUAUCAGUAUGAUGAAGACGAUCCCAUAGUAAGAGAGGUAGAGAUCAAACGAGCAGAAGCAAUCAAGAACUUGUUCAAAAGCAUUGCAGUUGGAAGACAAAGGUUUAUCUAUGUUCUGACAGAUGAAUGCAUUGCCAUUCUUGGACCUCCUCCCUGUAAGUACGCUUUCAUCGGGUUGGGAUCACAGGCCACAGAACUGGUGACGCCGUACUCUGACCUGGAGUUCUCCAUUCUGAUUGAGGAGGGGAAGGAUGAUGAUGAUACACGGAGGUACUUCCUAAAUCUCACACACUACUUACAUCUAAAAGUCAUCAACCUUGGGGAAACCAUCCUCCCAGCCAUGGCCAUCCCGUCACUCAACGACUUUCUCUCAGAAGACCCAGAGAAAGACUGGUUCUUCGACUCCGUCACACCUCGUGGCUUCGCCUUCGACGGCUUCAUGCCAUGGGCUUCUAAAACUCCCUUUGGAAGAGACGAAACCAAAAGCAAACCUCCCGUUAGUCUCAUCCAGACUCCUGCCAGGUUGGCCGAAUAUCAGCAUCUGCACAUCGCCCUGGCGGAAGGCUAUCACCUGUCAGACAUCCUCAGACGGGUGACCUACUUAACAGGAGACGAGUCUUUGGUGGGUGAUUAUAUGGACAGAGUCAACAAAAUCGUAGACCGUUCCCCUGUUCUGUCACGGUUGUCAGCAAUGCUAAUACUGAAGGAUAAUAUUGGGCAAAUAGAAAAUGUUGAACCGACGGGAGAACUUCUGGAUGUGAAGAAAGAAAUCUAUCGUUUUCCCAGCGUGGCUGUUGAUGUGUUGAGUAUUUGCUGUGGUAUUACGAUUCCCAGUGUGUGGGGAAUGAUAGAAGAGUUACACAAGACACAGCAGAUCAGUCAUGAAGAUGCCCACCACUUGACUGUACUGAUCAGCAUCUCAGCGGAGCUACGGUUAAGAACGUACAUUGCCAACGGAGGACAGAAGGACAGACUGUCUCCUCUCACGGAGAUGAAAGUCCAACUGGACAAACAUGACGUAGAUGACACUUUCGUUCAUUCAGCUUUCUACAUACCGGACUCUAAAAUGUUGUUCAGGUACUAUUAUACAGCUAUUCCAUUAAAAAGAUGCAUUACCGAUACAAUCGUAAAUAAAGAUGCAACGACAAAGAUAUUCCCAACAGUAAUCUUUGACACCUCAUUUCAAAUCAGGGGUCAAAUAACACGAGAGCUGUUGCAGUUAGACGCAUCCAUACGUAAUUUUGAGGCAGCACUGGAAGAGGCGGACGGUGACGAGAAAAAACAAUUAGUAAUUCUUUUUGACCUAGGCAAUGUUUGGAGUUACCUUGGCGAUCAGAGGAAAGCUAUUACUUAUCAUGAACAGUCAAUGAAGAUGAGCAAAGCUAUAUAUGGUGAAACAACGCCACAUCCCGACAUUGCUUCAUCACUGAACAACAUUGGUGCAUGUUGGAAUGGAAUCGGUGACCAGAGGAAAGCUAUCAGUUUCUACGAACAGUCACUGAAGAUGAGGAAAGUUAUCUAUGGCGAAACAACGCCACAUCCCGACAUUGCUUUAUCACUAAACAACAUUGGAAUAUGUUGGAGUGGCCUUGGCGAUCAGAGGAAAGCUAUUACUUAUCAUGAACAGUCACUGAAGAUGAGGAAAGCUAUCUAUGGUGAAACAACGCCACAUCCCUCCAUUGCUUCAUCACUUAACAACAUUGGAACAUGUUGGAGUGACCUUGGCGAUCAGAGGAAAGCUAUCAAUUUUUACGAACUCUCAUUGAAGAUGAAGAAAUCUAUCUAUGGUGAAACAACGCCACAUCCCGACAUUGCUUCAUCACUAAACAACAUUGGCGUAUGUUGGAAUGGAAUCGGUGACCAGAGGAAAGCUAUCAGUUUCUACGAACAGUCACUGAAGAUGAUGAAAGUUAUCUAUGGCGAAACAACAGCACAUCCCUCCAUUGCUUUAUCUCUCAACAACAUUGGGGCAUGUUGGAAUGGAAUCGGUGAUCAGAGAAAAGCUAUCAGUUAUCAUGAACAGUCACUGAAGAUGAUGAAAGCUAUCUAUGGCGAAACAACGCCACAUCCCGACAUUGCUUCAUCACUGAACAACAUUGGGGUAUGUUGGAUUGAAACCGGUGAUCAGAGGAAAGCUAUUAGUUAUUUUGAACAGUCAUUGGAUAUGAUGAAAGUUAUUUACGGGGACAGCACAUCUCAUCCAAAAAUAAUAGGAGUAUUAAACAACAUCCUAAUAUGUAAAAAGGCCCUCCGCCAUUAGAGUAAAUCCGUUGGUUAUCGCAAAUCCUUAAGAUUAGUUAACUUAAGAUGAGUUAACUUAAGAUGAGUUAACUUAAGAUUAGUUAACUUAAGAUUAGUUAACUAAGGGAAAACCAUGGUACUUCCCACUGUCUUAUUAAUAUAUAGCUUUGUUGCUCAC